Tilletiopsis washingtonensis is the source of this 1470-nucleotide messenger RNA. RefSeq lists its product as hypothetical. Bases 147 to 1415 code for a protein of 422 amino acids. Lineage: Eukaryota; Fungi; Basidiomycota; Exobasidiomycetes; Entylomatales. Gene Ontology annotation, cellular component: cytoplasm. The record is from RefSeq and is a predicted model, not a curated record. The transcript has 5 exons.
CGUUUCCUGACGUCCACCAUCCCUCUGCCUCUGCGCCGCACACCCACCUCACAUCGGCCUUCCUUGCUCUAGAGCGCAUCACCCCCACAGCAGCCCUCCGCCUGACCCGCUGCUGCGUGUUGCAGGCUGUCGGCCUUGCGCCCGUCAUGCUGCCUCGUUCCUCUUCGCACUCCUCCUCGCUCGCCUCGGCCUCGCGGCCGCAUCAUGCCAAGAGCAUCUCGCUCUCCGCCUCCUCCUCUCUUCCCCUCCGCGCUCGUCUUUCCGCGCGCAGUCGGCUGACGAACCUGGGCGUGCUGCUCCUGGCCUGCUCGCUGGCCCUCUCGCUGCUGCUGCACCUGCGCGCGCUGCUGCACAGCGGCGCCGUGCCCCUCUUCCGCGGCAUUCCGCCGCCCGGCUUCGGCUCGUGGAGCAGCUUCCAUGGCCUCACGCCCGCCAACUUGGCGCGCAACGUCCCAAAGCCCGCCGACGGCGCAGAGAAGCUAGACCACCUCGUCGUCGUCGUGGGACACGCCGUUUGGGGCGUCGAAAUCGCCGAUGCCGACCCGACGGCGCUGCUCGUCUUUUCCGGCGGCGCCACGCGCGCCACGGCGCUGCAGACGGAGGCCGAGUCCUACUUUGCCCUCGCCGCGGCGUCGGGGAUGAAGCUGCCCGUGCUGCCGGGCUACGACUACUCGCACGCCGCUGCCGGCGCAGUGGUAGCGCCAAAGACGUCAGGCAAAGGCAGCAAAGGCAAAGGCGCCAUCGUCGCCGACGCCGCCGACAUUCUCGGCGUCGGCGUGGUGGGGCAGCAAGCCGCGUCGAACGCGGGCGUGGCGACGACGGCUGCGGGCCUGCAUGGCGUGCGCAUGACGACGGAGAACCAUGCGCUCGACUCGUUUGAGAAUCUCCUCUUUUCCGUGGCGCGCUUUCGCGAGUAUACGGGGCGCUAUCCGCUGCGCAUCAGCGUCGUCGGGUACGGCAUGAAGAAGUCGCGCUUCGAGGAGCUGCAUGCAAAGGCGCUGCGAUGGCCUGUAAAGGCUUUUGUUAGAGGACAGAAGCGCUUCCAUUACAUCGGCAUUGACGAUGAGGGCGACGUGAAGCUGGAGUAUGAGGGAGAGAAGCUCAAGACGUUCCCGAUGUUCGAGCGCGACAUGUAUGGGUGCCACGGUCUUCUUCUCGAGAAGCGGCGGCACCGCAACCCCACGCGGCGCUUCCACCCCUACUUCACCUCUGCGCCCGAGAUGGCCGAUCUCUUGAACUGGUGUCCGCCCGACGGCUCGGGCCUGCAGGGCAUCUUCCGCAACUCGCUGCCGUGGGACUUGCGCGUCACGACGGAUGGCUGGGGACGAGGAGCAAAAGCAUAUCGCGAGGCCCAUCGAGGCGAAGCCUUGCUGCCCGACACUCGCUGGCUCGAGGUGGGGCGCGAGAAGGACUAGCAGUUUUUCCGCUUUGCUGCGCCCCCAAGAGCGAGAUGCGGCGGCGGGGGGGGGG